Molecule: messenger RNA, 882 nt
Organism: Octodon degus (degu)
Lineage: Eukaryota; Metazoa; Chordata; Mammalia; Rodentia; Octodontidae
Gene: Lypd1
Product: LY6/PLAUR domain containing 1
Exons: 3
Coding region: 310-735 (141 amino acids)
Biological process (GO): acetylcholine receptor signaling pathway
Molecular function (GO): acetylcholine receptor inhibitor activity
Source: RefSeq, a predicted model, not a curated record
CGAGACUUUUUUGGGCGGUCGGACUCGCCCGUAGUUCUUCAGCUCCAGCCGCCAACUCCGGAGGCGCCGCGCUUGGCCCAGGAACGGGCGAGAGGAGCGGGACCCGCGCGGCAGCUUAGAGCCCGGCGCGGGCGAUGCGGGCGCCGAGGGCGACACCUGCGGCUCCUCUCGGCGGCGGCCGUCGCCCGGGCGGCAGCAGCGCGGGCUCCACCAGCCUCGGCAGCCACAGCCGCUGCGGCCCGGGCAGCCUCCGCUUUGGUCGCCGCCUCUGAUGCGCCUGCCCACUCCCUGCCCCGCGGCUCCGGGACGAUGUGGGUCUUCGGCAUCGCGGCAACUUUUUGCGGAUUGUUCUUGCUUCCAGGCUUUGCGCUGCAAAUCCAGUGCUACCAGUGCGAAGAAUUCCAGCUCAACAACGACUGCUCCUCCCCCGAGUUCAUCGUGAAUUGCACGGUGAACGUUCAAGACAUGUGUCAGAAAGAAGUGAUGGAGCAGAGUGCGGGGAUCAUGUAUCGCAAGUCCUGUGCGUCUUCGGCCGCCUGUCUCAUCGCCUCUGCCGGGUACCAGUCCUUCUGCUCCCCGGGGAAACUGAACUCAGUGUGCAUCAGCUGCUGCAACACACCUCUGUGCAACGGGCCCAGGCCCAAGAAAAGGGGCAGCUUCGCCUCGGCCCUCAGGCCCACGCGCCCCACCACCGCCCUGCUCCUCCAAUUAGCCCUCCUCUUGGCACACUGCUGAAGCUCAAGCAGCUACCAGCCCUCCUGCCUUGUUCUUCAGGCCCCUGAGCCCCACCCCCUUGAGUUUAUUCUGAGUGUCCUUCAUUCUGGGUAGAGAAGAAGCUGUUCUAUUUUUGUUCCUUUGCAAAUAGUGCAAGAGCUCCCUGCA